AUGGUUGCCCUAAUCUCCAAGAAGAGAAAGCUUGUUGCCGACGGUGUUUUCUACGCCGAAUUGAAUGAAUUCUUCACCAGAGAGUUGGCCGAAGAAGGCUACUCCGGUGUCGAGGUCAGAGUCACCCCAACCAAAACCGAGGUCAUCAUCAGAGCCACCAGAACCCAGGAGGUCCUAGGUGAAAACGGGAGAAGAAUCAACGAAUUGACCCUUCUAGUCCAGAAGAGAUUCAAGUACGCUCCAGGUACCAUCGUUCUUUUCGCCGAAAGAGUCCAAGAGCGUGGGUUGUCCGCCGUCGCUCAGGCUGAAUCCAUGAAGUUCAAGUUGUUGAACGGGUUGGCGAUCAGAAGAGCCGCUUACGGUGUCGUCAGAUACGUCAUGGAAUCCGGUGCUAAGGGUUGUGAAGUGGUCGUCUCCGGUAAGUUGAGAGCCGCUAGAGCCAAGGCCAUGAAGUUCGCUGACGGGUUCUUGAUCCACUCCGGUCAACCAGUCAACGACUUCAUCGACGUCGCCACCAGACACGUCUUGAUGAGACAAGGUGUCCUAGGUAUCAAGGUCAAGAUCAUGAGAGACCCUGCCACCAACACCAAGGGUCCAAAGGCCUUGCCUGACGCUGUCACCAUCGUCGAGCCAAAGGACGAGGAACCCGUCUUGGUCGCCUCCGUCAACGACUACAGACCAGCCGCCCAGGAGACUGAACAAGCCCCAGCUCAGUCUGAGGAAGCUCCAGUCGCUGAAGCCUCUGCUUAA
Molecule: messenger RNA, 750 nt
Organism: Huiozyma naganishii CBS 8797
Lineage: Eukaryota; Fungi; Ascomycota; Saccharomycetes; Saccharomycetales; Saccharomycetaceae
Gene: RPS3
Product: 40S ribosomal protein uS3
Exons: 1
Coding region: 1-750 (249 amino acids)
Biological process (GO): translation
Cellular component (GO): nucleus; cytosolic small ribosomal subunit
Molecular function (GO): RNA binding; structural constituent of ribosome
Source: RefSeq, a predicted model, not a curated record